AUGGCUUUCGUCCUUAGAAAUAUAAAAGCCCCUCUAUUCAGGGGUUAUGCGACGCUGGGUGCGCAAUCCACUAAGGCCCCGUCUGAAACUAGGAAACUGGAGCAGACACUUACCAAAUUCUGGGAAAAAGUGGACUUGGCAGAGAAAGACGAUGGGUACCAUAUCCUGCUCGACGGCAAGUCGAUCAAGACGCCGCUCGGUUUCCAAUUGACGGUCCCAAAAAAUAAGCACACUCUGGCGUAUUUGCUGGCCCACGAGUGGAAACAUCUGCCUAGUUUGCAGAUCAAACCAUAUUUGGUGCCACUUACUUCUCUGGUCUCGAGAUGCAUUGAUCUGGAACAGUCGCACAACAAACAAGAUGCAGAGCUGUUGACCAAAGUUGGCGACAAGGAGAACCUGAAAGCGCUUCUAUUGAGAUAUCUUGACACUGACACUCUUCUUGUGUUUUCUCCAGCCAAAGACUGCGACGGAAAGCUCAGAGAGGCCCAGGAACAGACGUACCGGCCAAUCAUCAAGUCGAUGGAGGAAUUUUUCCAGCCCUACGCGGAAAAUGGCGAGGAGGUCAAGCUGACCUACAUGGACUCGGACGUCCACGGACUCGUUGGCAAUAAACAGCCAGAGGCCACUGUGAAAGCAGUCCGCAAAUGGCUCGAUACUCUGGACUUCUGGUCGCUGGUUUCGCUUGAGAAGGCCACUCUGACUGCCAAAUCCUUCCUUAGUGGCGUGGCCAUCCUCAGACUCAACAACAAACAGGACCAAAUCGACCUGACCGUCGACGAUAUCGCCCGCGCUGCCACCUUGGAGACAAUUUAUCAGACGGAACGCUGGGGAGAGGUCGAGGAUACUCACGACGUGGACAAGGUUGAUGUCCAGAGAAACCUCACCAGCGCCUCGUUGAUCGUCUACGAGCAUUAA
Ogataea parapolymorpha DL-1 is the source of this 915-nucleotide messenger RNA. Its product is annotated as Protein ATP12, mitochondrial. Gene Ontology annotation, biological process: mitochondrial proton-transporting ATP synthase complex assembly. The record is from RefSeq and is a predicted model, not a curated record. The transcript has a single exon. Bases 1 to 915 code for a protein of 304 amino acids. NCBI's taxonomy places the organism in Eukaryota, Fungi, Ascomycota, Pichiomycetes, Pichiales, Pichiaceae. Gene Ontology annotation, cellular component: mitochondrion.